Prorocentrum cordatum is the source of this 2127-nucleotide messenger RNA. The record is from the annotation of a GenBank genome assembly. Lineage: Eukaryota; Dinophyceae; Prorocentrales; Prorocentraceae.
AUGGCAGUCCCGACGAAGGAGGUGCAGAUCAUCAAGGUUGAGACCAGCGACGGCUUCUUCGUUGCACUCGACCAGACAGCCUCUCGGAACGACCCCAUACUGCAGCGCUACGGCGUUCCCGUCGAGACUUUCGACAAGGGCGAAUUGUCUAGGAAACUGCACCAGAUGCGCUCGCGAAUCUUCACCGACCCGAAGUUUAACGGCUCGCGCGUGAUCGCCACCACGUUGUCCGAGGACAGCAUGGAUCGCAAGGUGUCUGGCAUGCCCACCGCCAAGUACUUGUGGCAGGUGAAGCACGUGGUGCCCUUUCUGAGAGUGGACCGGCAGUACGCCAAGGAGACGAAUGGCGUGCGGCUGAUCAACGACACCUCGAAGCUCGACAAGCUGCUGGACAAGGCGUGCUCUGCUGGCAUGUUCGGGACGAAGGCCCGCAACAGCAUUCGGCUCGCGAACGCGGCGGGCAUUAAGGCAGUGGUGGACCAGCAGUUCGAGAUCGCGAGCAAGGUGAUGGCCAAGGGGCUGGUGCCCAUCCUGAUGCCCGAGGUGGACAUCAGCUCGCCGGACAAGGGCGCCUGCGAAGAGCUCCUGCUCGACGCCUUGAUGGCCGGCCUGCAGAAGCUGCGCUCCGACGAGAAGGUUAUUUUCUGGCUCACCUUGCCCACCAAGUCGAACCAGUACUUCCCCCUCAUCCAUCACCCCAACUCCAUCAGGCUGGUGGCGCUGUCCGGCGGCUACAACAGGGGCGAGUCCUGCCAGAUGCUGAAGCAGAACUGCGGGAUGGUGGCCGGCUUCGGGCGGGCCUUCACCGAGGAGAUGAGAUAUUCCAUGUCGGACAAGGACUUCUCCAAGGUGCUCGACGAGGCCUGCGAGCAGGUCUUCAGAGUCUCCAAGCGCAUGCCGGUGAGGGAGGAGCAGGCGGUGAAGGUCAGCGGACAGGAGGGCUUCUUCGUGGCCCUGGACCAGACUGGCAACAACACCAGGCGGAUCUUGGAGAGCUACGGAUGGGCUUCCGACGAGCUCGGUGACCAAACGAGCUUGCAGGCCAAACUCCAUGCCUUCCGCGCCCGCGUGUUCACGCACCCGCGCUUCAACGGCUCGCGCGUGAUAGGCGUGCUGCUGUCGACGGACACGAUGGACAUGGAGAUCGCCCAGCUGCCCACUCCGCAGUACCUGUGGGAGCAGAAGAAGGUGGUGCCCUUCCUGAGAGUCGACCGUGGUGUCAUGGACGAGGCGGACGGCGUCCAGCUCAUGCGGGACAUUCCCAGAUUGCCCGCCACCCUCGAAAAGGCAACGCAGCUGGGCUUCUUCGGGGUGAAGCACCGGAACAUCGUCUUGCAGCCGAAUUCAUACGGCAUCAAGCAGGCUGUCGAGCAACAGUUCGAGGUGGCGAGGCUGGGCCUCAAGGCGGGCCUGGUGCCGAUCAUCCAGAUCGAAGUGGACAUCAACUCCCCGGACAAGGCGGAUUGCGAGCGGAUCCUGCGCCAGUCGCUCAUGUCUGGCCUCAGGACCAUAGACAAGAAAGACAAGGUCAUCCUGCUCCUGAGCAUCCCGACCAAAGCGGACGCCUUCAGGCCCCUCAUGGAACACGACCAGGUGCUCCGCGUGCUGGCGAGCUCGGGCGGGUACAGGCGCGAACAGGCCUGCGACAAGCUGCGGGAGAACGCUGGGCUCGUCGCCUCCUUCGGGCGCGCCUUCCUCGACGCCAUGAACCGCAGGCAGACGGACAACGAGUUCGCCCGGGCCAUGGACGAGUCCUGCGACGCCAUCUUCCAGGCCUCGCGCCAAAGGGCGGACGCCUUCCUCCCGGCCGCCGGCGGCGCCGCACCCGGCGAUGAACCCCGCGGGCAGGCCCGGAAGAGCACCCGCGCGCAGUCUUGUGGCGACGAGCUCUCGGAGCACGAGGCGCGGUCGAAGAGCAACGCCCGGAAGAUGACCGAUCCACAGGCCCCAGAGCCCCACGCGCGGACGGGCAGCAAGGCCUCGCGCGGCCCGCCGAAGAAGAGCGUGGCCGCCCCGGCGCCGAAGAAGAGGGAGGCCGAGGGCGCGGACGCCGACGCCGACUCGUCCUCGGACCCCGUGACGCCCGACCAGGUCUCGUCGCCUUGCGAGAGGGACGACUCCCCUUGA